Messenger RNA from Staurois parvus, 333 nucleotides. NCBI's taxonomy places the organism in Eukaryota, Metazoa, Chordata, Amphibia, Anura, Ranidae. The record is from the annotation of a GenBank genome assembly.
GUACAGAGGAGCUUACACUCUAAUGUCCCCUCCCCCACAGUCCCAUCAAUCUCUGCACCAGAGGAGCUUACACUCUAUUGUCCCCUCACAUCCCAUCAGUCUCUGUACAGAGGAGCUUACGCUCUAAUGUCCCCUCCCCCACAGUCGCAUCAGUCUCUGUACCAGAGGAGCUUACACUCUAAUGUCCCCUCCCCCACAGUCACAUCAGUCUCUGCACCAGAGGAGCUUACGCUCUAAUGCCCCCUCCCCCACAGUCACAUCAGUCUCUGUACCAGAGGAGCUUACACUCUAAUGUCCCCUCCCCCGCAGUCCCAUCAGUCUCUGUACAGAGGA